This is a messenger RNA of Pseudogymnoascus destructans, 722 nucleotides long. RefSeq lists its product as uncharacterized. The transcript has 2 exons. NCBI's taxonomy places the organism in Eukaryota, Fungi, Ascomycota, Leotiomycetes, Thelebolales, Thelebolaceae. The record is from RefSeq and is a predicted model, not a curated record. The coding region runs from base 267 to 722 and encodes 151 amino acids.
CUUCCUUCCAUACAACUACUCGAGUAGUUGGUGUGGUUGGUUACCUGGGCGAUUUGCUUAUCUUAUCUACACGUGCGUCGAUAUUUAUUUUGCGAUCUACAAACGUUUUGGCAAAGGGUCCUCAAGGAGCAACUGCGCCUCUAGAUCUCUGCGACACCACCAUCCCAACGAUACUACCCUAUAUCGCUCUACAAUCAGCCGACACAGCCCGUCGCAUCCAGAACUCCAACCAGCCAGGCACCACGUACCAUCUCACGACCUCCACAAUGUCCUCUCAAGACUCUCCCCCACCCUCCCGCGAAACCAUCGCGCGCCAGCGCUCCCUCCUCCGCUACACCUCCUUCGGCGCGCUCGUUAUCUGCCCGCUCCUGAUCGUGCUACCACCGCGCAAGAUGGACGUCUACACCAUCGCGGCGCUGGCGUCGACGGGGUUGAGCGGGAACUACUUAGUGGGAGAUUACACAGGGAGGACAAUAGUUGACCGGGCGAAGUUUUCUGCAGCGGGGUUUAUGGCUGAGAGGGCGGAGGAGAAGAAGCGGUUACAGGAGAGGAUCAGGUUGGGAGAAGUGUUGGCCAGUGCGACGGAUAGUAGGCCCAAGGAGGGGUGGAAGGCGCAGAGGGAUGAGAGGGAGAAGAAGGCGGCGGAGGAGGGGAAGGGGUAUGGGGAUUUGAUUAUGGAUCAGAUUUGGGAUGUGUGGACUUGGGGGAAGGGAGAUAAAUAG